This is a messenger RNA of Cajanus cajan (pigeon pea), 1272 nucleotides long. Lineage: Eukaryota; Viridiplantae; Streptophyta; Magnoliopsida; Fabales; Fabaceae. The record is from RefSeq and is a predicted model, not a curated record.
AUGUAUGCUCUGUCUCUGGUUUUGUUGCUUCUUGGGAUUGGAAUCACUCUUCGCCAGCCGUUCCAGAGAAACAUGGAUGAACAUCAAGACUCUCCUUUAGGCUUUACACAGAUUACAGCCAAGAAGAAAGUCAAAGGUCCCACUAUAACGAAGAAUGUCACAUCCAAACGCCUCCAUGAGGAGAGGUUGCAUGUUGAUAUUGAUGAGAUCACUAGGAAACCUACGAGAGACUCAGCUGCCCAGUUUAUAAGUACCAUGGGGGUUCAUGCUAGAACUAAGGAGAAAAGAAAGAAGGCACACGAGAUUCAGGCCAAGAAUGACACCACUAUUGUGAUGUCUCGUGGGGGUUAUUCAUGGCUUAAGAAAAAGUUGAUGAAUAGAAGAGACAUGGAUUUCGAGACUUCACAAGACGCUACUCGUGCCAAAAGAAAGGUAAAAUUUGUUCCGAGAGCUCCACCUCGUCAAGUGCCAAAGAAAGAAGUUAAAACUGAAGUGAUUGAUGAUGUUGAUGAAGAUCAGGCUAAGGAUCUGCUGCGGCGGUUCAAUGAGAGUGCAAUGAAGGCAAAGCUCAAAGUUGAGAAAAAAGUGUCAGCUUCUCAAAUUGCUUUUGGUUAUGGUGGGGAAUCAACUUCUAUAAAAUCAUACAGUAUUUCCAGGGAGGGGUGGGAUUAGUACCAACACAAGUCAGAAUUCAGCAUUCAAUGGUAUGGGAAUGAGAAAGAAUACAAAGAACCAUGGGACUAUGACAGUAAUUUUCCAGUGACUCUUCCCUUGAGGAGGCCUUAUUCAGGAAACCCAGUGCAUCUUGAUGAGGAGGAAUUUGGGGAGACUAGAACUUACAAUGAGAAUGAAUCAAAUUCAGCAAUGGAGCUUGGCCUUUUGGAGGAGAACUUAGAGGCAAAUAUGUUCUUCAUAAAUUUGCCUCCAACAUUGCCUAUGAUUAAAGAAUCAGCUGCUGCAUCAAGCCAAGAUCUUAAAGUGAACUCUAAACCUCUUAGAGAUUCAAAAAAAGUGGAGAAACUCUAUAAGUUGAACGAGUUACCAACUGGUUUCAUGGGUAAAAUGCUUGUAUACAAAAGUGGUGCAAUCAAGUUGAAGCUUGGGAAUACCCUUUAUGAUGUUUCCUCUGGUAUGAAGUGUGCAUUUGCCCAAGAUUUGGCUGCUAUUAAUACUGCUAAAAAUCAAUGUUUCAAAAUUGGGGAGAUCAGCAAACAUGUUACUAUAACUCCGGAUGUGGAUGCCAUACUUGACAAUUUAUCUGAACUUUUAUAA